AUGGCCACGCAUUUGCCGGUCAUCCGGCCAGAGAGCCCCGAGUUCCCCACCGUGGCGCGCAGCCGUGCCUCGAGUGGUGCCGCGCUGGCGCCCUUGGCGCCGCCGUGCCAACCACGGGGGUCUCUGCAGAACGUUGCCAGUUGUCCCCAUCUGCCCGCGGCAAAGGGUGCCCGAAAACGUGACGAAGAGGAGCAGGCUUUCCUGGCGCGGCAGCUCCAUCAUUCCGCGUCCCAGAACCGCAGGCAGAGGUCGAUGGCGCAGCGGGACUGGCUGAAGCGGAGCCGCGAGGAGGAGGACACCGCCUUCUGGGGCUCCAAGGGGAAGGAAGGUUUCCGGACCUUCUUGCAGAAGAAGUUUGGGGGGAUCCUCAAGGGCUGGCGAGCGGUGGACAGCCAGGGCUCCGGCCGUUUGGGCUUCCACGAGUUCUGCCACGCCUGCCGCGCCGUGGGAUUCCAUGGGAACUUCAAGAAGCUCUGGGCGGAGCUCGAUGAGAAGGACACGGGCUCGGUCUCGCUCAUGGACGUCGAUGGGGAGGUUGGCCACUACCUGGGCCACUUGGAUGGAAGUCACCUGCAGAUCGGACUGGCGGGCGUGAUGCCCCACGACGCGACGCGACCCUCGCGCGACGCUAUCGCAUGCCCUCGCGCGGUGCCCGAUGCGCGAUGCGCGUGCACGGCACGACGCGAUGCCCGAGGGACCUUUAAGUCCGCGCUGGUGGAGCACUAUGGGGAUCUGGUCACCGGCUGGAUCGAGGGCGUGGAUACGCAGCGACAAGGGCACGUCCAGGAGAGGGUUUGA
Messenger RNA from Durusdinium trenchii, 798 nucleotides. NCBI's taxonomy places the organism in Eukaryota, Dinophyceae, Suessiales, Symbiodiniaceae. The record is from the annotation of a GenBank genome assembly.